AUGGAUAUAUGCCAUAUUAUCAUCACAGUAAAAAGUGAAAAGAGAGUUGAAAAAGAAAGCAAAAGCCACCUACUCAGUACAAUAGGGCAACUUCUCCUUAAUCCAAUUCAGAAACUUGAGACAAUGCCAACUUCUUCAAUCUUCUUUUCUCUCUUCGUUUAUCUGUUAGCAUUUUCCUCGAUUGCAGAUGGGGAGCAAGUCAUACUGGUGAACAACUGCAAGGAAAGCAUUUGGCCUGGGAUACUUGGCAAUGCAGGUCAGUCCACUCCUAAAAAUGGCGGCUUCCAUCUUGGUAGCGGCAAAGAGGUAGUUCUUGACAUGCCCAAGAAGUGGUCAGGGAGGAUAUGGGGCAGGCAAGGUUGUAAUUUUGACGGUAAUGGGAAGGGUUCUUGUGAUACAGGUGACUGUUCUGGAAUGCUUCAGUGCCAAGGAACGGCAGGUGCACCCCCUGCAACUGUGAUAGAAAUGACUCUUGGGUCAUCUUCUUCACCAUUGCAUUUCUAUGACGUUAGUUUGGUUGAUGGCUUUAAUUUACCGGUUUCGAUGAAACCAGUUGGUGGCGGAAUUGGUUGUGGACUUGCAUCAUGUGAAGUUGAUAUGAAUGUUUGCUGCCCAUCAGCGUUGGAAGUGAAGAAAGGAGCCAAGGUAGUGGGAUGUAAGAGUGCCUGCUUGGCCAUGCAAUCAGCUAAAUAUUGUUGCACAGGGGAGUAUGCUAAUCCAAAGACCUGCAAGCCAACGCUUUUUGCACAUCUCUUCAAGGCUAUCUGUCCAAAGGCCUACAGCUAUGCUUUUGAUGACUCUAGCAGCCUCAACAAAUGCAGGGCUUCACGUUAUGUUAUCACUUUCUGCCCUCCUAAAUGAUCAAUAGCAAUAAAAAGUCAAUGUUGGUGCCAUGACAGUGUUAAAAAAUAAAUGCCAACACCAACAGAUAACAGAGGGAUCAGUCAAUUUUUUCCCUUUCUCUAUAUAUGAUAGCUGUUACGAUUAUGAAGAUAUGUCAGUAAUGAAAUGGAUGGAAAAUUGUCCUUUCUCUUUAUAUCUUAGCUAAUUCCAAACUCUUGUUCCGAGUAUCCAAUUACUCCCCUAAUGAU
Molecule: messenger RNA, 1091 nt
Organism: Durio zibethinus
Lineage: Eukaryota; Viridiplantae; Streptophyta; Magnoliopsida; Malvales; Malvaceae
Source: RefSeq, a predicted model, not a curated record